Messenger RNA from Rotaria sp. Silwood1, 1782 nucleotides. The record is from the annotation of a GenBank genome assembly. NCBI's taxonomy places the organism in Eukaryota, Metazoa, Rotifera, Eurotatoria, Philodinida, Philodinidae.
AUGGCAAGUGAAAAUUUGAAAAACUCUAUUCAUUCAAAAGUAGAAAAUCCAAUUUUUACGACUGAUAUUCAAAGACAUAAAUUUGAAAAGAAAAUUGUCGAAAAUUUUAUACUUAUAUGGCUAGAUAAAAAUAUAUAUGAAACAUUUGAACAAUAUGAAAAUCCACUUCAAUUAUUUCAAUUAUAUAUUAAUACAAUAAAAUUAUUUUCUAAUCCAAAUGAAUUCUAUGAAUUUAUUCAAAAUAUUAAAGAAGAAAAACUAUUUAUCAUUACAUCAGGUACUAUUGGUGAAAAGAUUAUUCCUCAAAUAGAAACUCAAACAUAUGUUCACUCAAUCUAUAUUUAUUGUAAUAAUAGAGAACAUUAUGAAAAAUGGACGAAAGAUAUUCAAAAAGUCAAAGGAGUUUAUACGGAUCUUCAAUCAAUUCGUGAUGCAUUUCGACGAGAUAUACGUCAAGCAAAUAAUGAUUUAAUAUCUAUUAGUAUUCUUCCAAAUAUAAAUUCAAAUGAAUUAAAACAAUCAUUUAUUUGUUCAUUAUUAUUAAAAGAAAUAUUAAUUCAUAGUGAAUCUAAUGAACAAAAGAAAAUUGAUUUUAUUGAAUAUUCUCAUUUUCAUUAUAAUGAAAAUUUUUCUCAAUUAAAUAUUAUUAAUCAAUUUAAAAAUAAUACUUAUAAUCAAAUAUCACCUAUUGAAUGGUAUACUCGAGAAUGUUUUAUUUAUUCAAUGAUAAAUAGAACAUUAAGAUUAUAUGAUAUUGAAAUUUUAAAUAAAAUAUCAUUUUUUAUAUAUGAUUUACAUGAACAAAUAAAAUAUUUACAUAUGAAAAUUAAUGAUAAUAAAAAAUUAAUUGUCUAUUAUGGACAAGGAAUAUUAAAUGAACAAUUUAAUCAAUUAUAUAUGAAUAUAAAUGGUUUAAUAUGUUUUAAUAAUUUUUUAUUAACAACAAUUAAUAAAGAAUCUUCAUAUGUUUUUGCAAAACAAUCAGAAAAUGAUAUUAAUUUAGUAUGUAUUUUAUUUCAAAUUGAAAUUAAUUAUUUAAAUACAUUAUGUCCAUUUAUUAAAUUAGAUGAAUUAGAUUAUUAUCAUGAUACAGAUCAAUAUAUACUUUUUUCAUUAAAUCCAAUAUUUCAAAUAAAUAAAAUUGAACGUAUUGAAAAUAAAUUAUGGCAAAUUAAUUUAAUUUUAAUAGAUAAUAAUAAUAAUAAAUUGAAAGAUUUAACUUAUACAAUACAAAAAAAAUAUGAAAAAUCAAAUAAAUUUUAUUUAUUAGGUCAAAUAAUAUUUGAAAUGAAUGAUUUAAUUAAAGCAAAAUAUAUAUUUGAAAUUUUACUUCAAAAUACAAUGAAAAAUAAACAAAAAAAUCUAUACAAUAUUCAUCGUAUGCUUGGACGUAUUAAUCAAAAAAUGAAUAAUUUUCCAAAAGCACUUUUUCAUUAUCAAGAAUGUAUAAAUAUUCAAUCAUCAUCUCAUACAUCAUCAAAAGAUUUUUUACUUUCACCAACAUUUGCUGCUAUUGGUGCAAUUCUAGAAAAAUUAGGUGAUUAUAAUGAAGCAAUGAAAUAUUUUCAACAGGCUCUAAAUCAUAGUCAUUAUAUUACUGAAUUUGAUUCAUCAAUUACGGCAAUAUUUUAUAUUAAUAUUGGUCGAAUCUUUUAUAAACAAAAACAAAAUCUUGAAGCACAAAAAAAUUUUCAACUUGCACUUAAAUUUCAACAAAAUGCUCGUAUACAUGAUGAUAAUUUAUUGACAGAAAUUAAUUAUUAUUUAGCAAAAGUAUCUUAG